AUGUACGAAUCGGAGACUUGGGCAGCACUGUCUACGGUGAUGGAGAGGCUUGAUUGCGCGGAAAGGAAGCUGUUAAGACGGCUGCUUGGGUACCUUUGGCCUAGGAUGUACCUGCGGAUGACACGUUACGCAGAAUAUGGAAUAGCGACAAGUGGAGCAGCUCUCGCAGUUGAUCGAGAAGGUUGGGCAGAGCUAUGUUCAAAAGCGAAGCACCUCAGCGAAGAUGCGAAUAGUUGCGUCAAGCGGAGACAUGAGCUCGCCGACUAA
Molecule: messenger RNA, 267 nt
Organism: Necator americanus (New World hookworm)
Lineage: Eukaryota; Metazoa; Nematoda; Chromadorea; Rhabditida; Ancylostomatidae
Exons: 2
Coding region: 1-267 (88 amino acids)
Source: RefSeq, a predicted model, not a curated record